AUGCAAGGGAAGGAAGAGAAAGAGAAAGAGGACGUCCGAUAUCGGGGUGUCCGAAGGCGGCCGUGGGGGAAGUAUGCGGCGGAGAUACGUGAUCCAACUAGGCAAGGUGCAAGGCUAUGGCUGGGGACAUUUGAGACAGCAGAAGAAGCGGCAAGGGCUUAUGAUAAAGCUGCAUUUAACUUGAGGGGUCAUCUGGCUAUCUUAAAUUUUCCGAAUGAGUAUUAUUCUCAGCUUCCCAGCCCACCUCAUUAUCAGCCAUUUUCUUCUUCGUCGUCUUCAGCUUUUUCUUCCUCAUUUUUUUCAAGAUCAUCAGCAUCAUCUUCGAGUUCUGGUGCUAUUCAGGGUUUUGAUCAGAGGGGAAGUUCCUCAUCAUCAUCAACAGGACAACAGAAACAAGUUAUUGAGAUUGAAUAUUUGGAUGACAGUUUGUUGGAGGAGCUUCUUGAAUUUGAAGAAAAGAAAAAGAACGGAAAAUGA
Coffea eugenioides is the source of this 477-nucleotide messenger RNA. RefSeq names its product ethylene-responsive transcription factor ERF098-like. The transcript has a single exon. Bases 1 to 477 code for a protein of 158 amino acids. Gene Ontology annotation, biological process: ethylene-activated signaling pathway; regulation of DNA-templated transcription. Gene Ontology annotation, molecular function: DNA-binding transcription factor activity; DNA binding. The record is from RefSeq and is a predicted model, not a curated record. Lineage: Eukaryota; Viridiplantae; Streptophyta; Magnoliopsida; Gentianales; Rubiaceae.